AUGACCACCCUGCCCCAUGGAAAAUAUUACGCCGUGAAGCGAGUCAGCAAGAAGCACAUUGUUGCCAAGAGACAGGAAGAGCACAUGCUGUUUGAGAAGAAGAUCCUUAAAGCUGUGCAGUGUGAAUUCAUUGUCAGACUUCAUGGAGCUUUCAAAGACACACGAUACAUCUACAUGGUGAUGGAGUUCUGUAGUGGUGGGGAAAUCUGGACCAAACUCAAAGAAGUAGGUCGUUUUGACGAGCCUGUCGCUGUGUUCUGCACUGCCUGCGUGGUAGAGGCCUAUGCUUACCUCCACAAGAAGAACAUCAUGUAUAGAGACCUAAAGCCUGAGAACCUGAUGCUGGAUGCGAAGGGCUACGUCAAACUGGUUGACUUUGGUUUUGCAAAGGAGCUGGUUCGGGGUGAGAAAACCUACUCAUUUGUUGGUACUCCUGAGUACAUGGCUCCAGAGAUCAUCAAGAACCAGGGACAUGACUUUGCAGUUGACUUUUGGUCUCUUGGCAUCCUGAUUUUUGAACUAUUGGCAGGAAGCCCUCCCUUUUCAAGCUCAGAGCCCCAGAAGAUUUAUGCCAAAAUUUUGGAUGGGGAGCUCCAUUAUGCACCUUAUAUGAGCGAAGCAGCCAAGUCCAUUAUCAGUAAACUGUGCAGACCUCGGCCUGGUCAGAGAUUAGGAAACACCAAAAAUGGGAUCAAAGAUAUCCGGCAUCACAGGUGGUUCAGCAGUAUGAACUGGCACAAGCUGCGUGUGGGUCAGCUUGAGGCUCCCACAGCACGGCUUAUCCGCAAGGGUCCCUGCUACAUCAACUUUGAUCGCUUCCCUCUUGAUCAGACGAAGGCAGAAGAGGAGUUCUCUGGCUGGGACCGUGACUUCUGA
This is a messenger RNA of Pundamilia nyererei, 876 nucleotides long. Its product is annotated as cGMP-dependent protein kinase 1-like. The coding region runs from base 1 to 876 and encodes 291 amino acids. Lineage: Eukaryota; Metazoa; Chordata; Actinopteri; Cichliformes; Cichlidae. Gene Ontology annotation, molecular function: protein kinase activity; ATP binding. The record is from RefSeq and is a predicted model, not a curated record. The transcript is spliced from 8 exons. Gene Ontology annotation, biological process: protein phosphorylation.